Messenger RNA from Coccidioides immitis RS, 369 nucleotides. RefSeq lists its product as uncharacterized. The record is from RefSeq and is a predicted model, not a curated record. NCBI's taxonomy places the organism in Eukaryota, Fungi, Ascomycota, Eurotiomycetes, Onygenales, Onygenaceae. The transcript has a single exon. The coding region runs from base 1 to 369 and encodes 122 amino acids.
AUGCGUCGUCAACCGGUAUCGCUUCCAGCACGUGUGAACAUGCCGGGAGAACCUUGGGCCCUCAUCCCAAGGUCGCGAGAUGCCAUUGUGGGUACACACAAAGCACGGCACCGCGACCCUGUUGCGCGCUCUCCCGGGUGUGGUUGCUUGUGCAGCGAUCCAGGGAUUUCAUUGCUCAGUGGUGGCCUGGGGCGCUAUCCCCAUCCCGGCUUGGGUUUGGGAACGCCUCCGCCCACGGUCUUAGUUCUCGACCGAAGCUCAGUCUUCAGCUCAUCGCAUGGCUACUUUGACGCACGGGAGAAAGCUGCUUGGGAGCUGAACGGCGCCAAAGUUUGGUGUCUAUCCCGUUUUUUUGGAACCAGAUGGUAG